Racocetra persica is the source of this 366-nucleotide messenger RNA. Lineage: Eukaryota; Fungi; Glomeromycota; Glomeromycetes; Diversisporales; Gigasporaceae. The record is from the annotation of a GenBank genome assembly.
AUGCUUCCUCACAUAGUGAUUCGAAUUAACGGCUGCAUUCAAGGCCUGACCGCUUUGCCUUGGGAUAUUCCUGAACAGCUUUUUUUCAAAGCGUUGUCGUCCAUUUCACCUUCCAUUGAAUUUGCUCCUAAUGCUUCAACAUCAAAGUCGACUACUGCAGCAGUGGGGAAGGCUCCAAAAAAUGUGAGGCUUGGGGAGGGAUCCUUUAAGAAGGUGAAUAGACAUACCUUCGAUCUAAAGAAAAAGUUUCAAAUUCUGGAAUUUGACCAUUUCACAAGAAGAAGUCAGUAUGCACCGCAAUUGAUGUUAACGUCAAUUUUGGUAUUAAAUACUGCAAUGGGAGCAGAUUACGACUUUUCGGAUUGA